UGGUUACAAUUUGUUUGUAUUGUGAUUACAGGUAAGGGUAGAAUUGGGUAUAUCAAUUGCGAAAUUCAAGAACCAGAGAAAGAGUGCACACAGUAGAAGGUUUGGCAGGCAGAAAACUCAAUGGUGAUGGCUUGGCUAAUUAAUUCUAUGACUGAGGUCUGAGGAUAUAAGACAAACAUUUCUAUACUACAAGAUAGCCCAGGAGAUGUGGGAUGCCAUCUGUGACACAUACUCAGAUCUGGAAAAUGAAGCUUAGGUAUUUGAGUUGAGGUGCAAGCUGAAAGAGUUGAAGCAGGGUGAUCAAAACGUCACUCAGUAUUAUAACUCUUUGACUAAAAUAUGGCAAGAGUUAGACAUAUACUACGAUAUCGACUAGAAGCGUGGAGAUGACAGUAAGAAGUAUCGACGUCAGGUGGAAAAAGAACGGAUAUAUGACUUCCUAGCUAGCUUGAUAAAAGAACAAGAUGAGGUUCGAGGACGACUUGUUAGCACCAAGCCCUUACCAUCAAUCCGAGACAUGUUCGCAGAGGUUCGUCGAGAGGAAUGAAAGAGACAUGUGAUGCUUGGAACCAUGAAGACUGGUGGUUAUGAUGGAUCUGCUUUGAUGUCCAAAGCACCUGAAUUCAAUGACAGUAAAGAGAAAGGAGGCGAAGCUGGAGCAUUCUUUACUAGAGUACCUGGGAACAAUAAAAAAACAAUCGGUUCACAAAAAAAAAUAGAGACAAUGUUUGGUGACUAUUGCAAUAAGCAAAGACACACGAGGGAAAAUUGCUGGCAACUUCAUGGAAAACCAGGGAGACCAAAGGAUGCAGAAUUUACAAACAAUCAAGGAUCUCAACAAAAGUAUACAGAUCGAGGAGCAAAUCUGGUUGGCUGUCACAACCCUGGAAUUGAUGGAGACUCUGGUCAAGUCUCUGACUUAAAAGAUCAGAUUAACAAUCUCUACAAGAUGAUAAAUAGUAACAAUAAUCCUUUUUCAUCCUUAGCCCAGAAAGGAACUUUCUUCGGGAAAGAUGAUUGGCAAUGCUAAGGAAAGAGGAGGUCUCUAUGUGUUUGAAGAAAAAGAUAAUGGUGAUGAACAAGAACAUGAAUCUGGUUGUUGUUUUCCAAGUUCUACUGUGUCAAGUGUUCGUGUGAAAUCCGCAAGCUUACGGGAUCAUUGUACAAGUAAUAAAAUUUGUGAGUUAAGAA
Messenger RNA from Olea europaea var. sylvestris, 1191 nucleotides. RefSeq lists its product as uncharacterized. The transcript is spliced from 2 exons. Lineage: Eukaryota; Viridiplantae; Streptophyta; Magnoliopsida; Lamiales; Oleaceae. The record is from RefSeq and is a predicted model, not a curated record. Bases 560 to 1030 code for a protein of 156 amino acids.